AUGAAAACCAAAGACACAAGCGGUGUAACGUGUUCCUGCCCGGCUCACCAGGACCUGUGUCGCCAGCACAUGGCCUCCAAAGGCGCCUUCGGGCGGCUGGAGGCUGCAGCUCUGGGCGCCGUGGGGGGAGCGAGCGGAGGUGGAGGAGGGAGCGGGGGCGCCGGAGGAGGAGCAGGAGGCGCUGGAGGAGCGACGGGAGGAGCAGCAGGAGGAGGAGCCGACUCCAGGGUCAGCAGCGUCUCGUCCCAGUUCAGCGACGGAGCUCAGCCCAGUCCCAGCUCCCACAGCAGCACCCCGUCCUGGUGCGAGGAGCCGGCUCAGGCCAACAUGGACAUCUCCACCGGACACAUGAUCCUGGCCUACAUGGAGGACCACCUGAGGAACAAGGACCGUCUGAUGAAGGAGUGGGAGGCUCUGUGCUCCUACCAGGCCGAGCCCAGCGCCGUGUCCGUGGCCCAGAGCGACGCCAACGCCAAGAAGAACCGCUGCCCCGACUCGGUGCCCUACGACCACUCGCGGGUGAAGCUGAAGGCGGAGAUCAACCCGUCUCGGUCGGACUACAUCAACGCCAGCACCAUCAUCGAACACGACCCCCGGAUGCCGGCCUACAUCGCCACCCAGGGCCCCUUGUCACACACCAUCUCCGACUUCUGGCAGAUGGUUUGGGAGAACGGCUGCACCGUCAUCGUGAUGAUGACGGCUCUGGUGGAGGACGGAGAGAAGCAGUGCGACCGCUACUGGCCCGACGAAGGCUCGUCCCUCUAUCACAUCUACGAGGUGAACUUGGUGUCGGAGCACAUCUGGUGCAACGACUUCCUGGUGCGCAGCUUCUACCUGAAGAACGUCCAGACGCAGGAGACCAGGACCCUCACUCAGUUCCACUUCCUCAGCUGGCCGGCUCAGGGCAUCCCCACCUCCACGCGCCCCCUGCUGGACUUCCGCAGGAAGGUGAAUAAAUGCUACCGAGGACGGUCCUGCCCCAUCAUCGUCCACUGCAGCGACGGAACAGGUCGGACCGGGACCUACAUCCUGAUCGACAUGGUCCUGAACCGCAUGGCUAAAGGUGUGAAGGAGAUCGACAUCGCCGCGACGCUGGAGCACGUCAGAGACCAGAGACCUGGGAUGGUCCGCACCAAG
Messenger RNA from Stegastes partitus (bicolor damselfish), 1137 nucleotides. Its product is annotated as receptor-type tyrosine-protein phosphatase-like N. The record is from RefSeq and is a predicted model, not a curated record. Gene Ontology annotation, biological process: protein dephosphorylation; insulin secretion involved in cellular response to glucose stimulus; regulation of secretion. Gene Ontology annotation, molecular function: protein tyrosine phosphatase activity. The transcript has 9 exons. The annotation marks the transcript as partial. Gene Ontology annotation, cellular component: synapse; secretory granule. Lineage: Eukaryota; Metazoa; Chordata; Actinopteri; Pomacentridae.